ACAGUGCUGGGGGAGUCCGAAGAUGGCGGCGUCGCGUCGCUCUCAGCAUCAUCACCACCAUCAUCAACAACAGCUCCAGCCCGCCCCAGGGGCUUCGGCGCCACCGCCACCACCUCCCCCACCACUCAGCCCCGGCCUGGCCCCGGGGACCACCCCAGCCUCCCCCACGGCGAGUGGCCUGGCCCCCUUUACCUCCCCGCGGCACGGCCUAGCGCUGCCGGAGGGGGAUGGCAGUCGGGAUCCGCCCGACAGGCCCCGAUCCCCGGACCCGGUUGACAGUACCAGCUGUUGCAACACCACCAGCACAAUCUGUACCGUCGCCGCCGCUCCCUUGGUCCCGGCGGUCUCUGCUUCAUCAGCCGUCGGGGUCCCUCCCAACCCAGCCGGUGGCGGCAGUAACAAUUCACCGUCGUCCUCUUCUUCCCCGACUUCUUCCUCAUCUUCUUCUCCGUCCUCCCCUGGAUCGAGCUUGGCGGAGAGUCCCGAGGCGGCCGGAGUUAGCACCACAGCAACAGUGGGGCCUGGGGCAGCGGGACCUGGGCCGGGGGUCCCAGCAGUGAGCGGGGCCCUACGGGAACUGUUGGAGGCCUGCCGCAAUGGGGACGUGUCCCGGGUAAAGAGGCUGGUGGACGCAGCAAACGUGAAUGCUAAGGACAUGGCCGGCCGGAAAUCUUCCCCCCUGCACUUCGCUGCAGGUUUUGGAAGGAAGGAUGUCGUAGAACACUUACUACAGAUGGGGGCUAACGUCCAUGCCCGUGACGACGGAGGUCUCAUCCCACUUCAUAACGCCUGCUCUUUCGGCCAUGCUGAGGUUGUGAGUCUGUUACUGUGCCAGGGAGCCGACCCAAACGCCAGGGACAACUGGAACUACACUCCUCUGCAUGAAGCUGCUAUUAAAGGGAAAAUUGAUGUAUGUAUUGUGCUGCUGCAGCACGGAGCCGAUCCAAACAUUCGGAACACCGACGGGAAGUCAGCCCUGGACCUGGCCGACCCUUCCGCAAAAGCCGUUCUUACCGGUGAAUACAAGAAAGACGAACUCCUAGAAGCUGCUAGGAGUGGUAAUGAAGAAAAACUAAUGGCUUUACUGACUCCUCUAAAUGUGAAUUGCCAUGCAAGUGAUGGACGAAAGUCUACUCCUUUGCAUCUAGCAGCGGGCUACAACAGAGUUCGCAUAGUUCAGCUGCUUCUCCAGCAUGGUGCUGAUGUUCAUGCAAAAGACAAAGGUGGACUUGUGCCUCUUCAUAAUGCAUGUUCAUAUGGACAUUACGAAGUCACAGAACUGCUACUAAAGCAUGGAGCCUGUGUUAAUGCUAUGGACCUCUGGCAGUUCACUCCGCUCCAUGAGGCUGCUUCCAAGAACCGUGUCGAAGUCUGCUCUUUGUUACUUAGCCAUGGUGCUGAUCCUACGCUAGUCAAUUGCCAUGGGAAAAGCGCUGUGGAUAUGGCUCCAACUCCUGAGCUCCGGGAGAGAUUGACUUAUGAAUUUAAAGGUCAUUCUUUACUACAAGCAGCCAGAGAAGCAGACCUAGCCAAAGUUAAAAAAACACUUGCCUUGGAAAUCAUUAAUUUCAAACAACCACAGUCUCAUGAAACUGCAUUGCACUGUGCUGUGGCCUCCCUCCAUCCCAAGCGAAAACAAGUGACAGAAUUGUUACUUAGAAAAGGAGCAAAUGUUAAUGAAAAAAAUAAAGAUUUCAUGACUCCUCUGCAUGUUGCAGCAGAAAGAGCUCACAAUGAUGUCAUGGAAGUUCUACACAAGCAUGGAGCAAAGAUGAAUGCACUGGACACUCUCGGUCAGACCGCUCUGCAUAGAGCCGCCCUUGCCGGCCACCUGCAGACCUGCCGCCUCCUGCUGAGUUACGGCUCUGACCCCUCCAUCAUCUCCUUACAAGGCUUCACAGCGGCGCAGAUGGGGAACGAAGCCGUGCAGCAGAUCCUGAGCGAAAGUACACCUAUACGUACUUCUGACGUUGACUAUCGACUCUUAGAGGCAUCUAAAGCUGGAGACUUGGAAACUGUGAAGCAACUUUGCAGCCCUCAAAAUGUGAAUUGCAGAGACUUGGAGGGCCGCCAUUCUACACCCUUACACUUUGCGGCAGGCUACAAUCGUGUGUCUGUUGUGGAGUACCUUCUACACCACGGUGCCGACGUCCAUGCCAAAGACAAAGGUGGCUUGGUGCCCCUUCAUAAUGCUUGUUCGUAUGGACACUAUGAGGUGGCCGAGCUUUUGGUGAGGCACGGGGCCUCUGUCAAUGUUGCGGACUUGUGGAAGUUUACCCCUCUCCAUGAAGCGGCAGCGAAAGGCAAAUACGAAAUCUGCAAGCUCCUUUUAAAACAUGGAGCAGAUCCAACUAAAAAGAACAGAGAUGGAAAUACACCUUUAGAUUUGGUUAAAGAAGGGGACACAGACAUUCAGGACUUGCUGAGAGGAGAUGCUGCCUUGUUGGAUGCUGCCAAGAAGGGCUGCCUGGCAAGAGUGCAGAAGCUCUGUACCCCAGAGAAUAUCAACUGCAGAGACACCCAGGGCAGAAACUCAACCCCUCUGCACCUGGCAGCUGGCUACAAUAACCUGGAAGUUGCUGAAUAUCUUCUAGAGCAUGGAGCAGAUGUUAAUGCACAAGACAAAGGUGGCUUAAUUCCCCUUCAUAAUGCAGCAUCCUAUGGGCAUGUGGACAUAGCAGCAUUAUUGAUAAAAUACAACACAUGUGUAAAUGCAACAGAUAAGUGGGCGUUCACUCCACUUCAUGAAGCAGCCCAGAAAGGAAGGACCCAGUUAUGUGCCCUCCUCCUAGCACAUGGAGCAGAUCCCACUAUGAAGAACCAAGAAGGUCAGACGCCGUUAGAUCUGGCAACAGCUGAUGAUAUCAGAGCUCUGCUGAUAGAUGCCAUGCCCCCAGAGGCCUUACCCACCUGUUUUAAACCUCAGGCUACUGUAGUGAGUGCCUCUCUAAUCUCACCAGCAUCCACCCCCUCCUGCCUGUCUGCCGCCAGCAGCAUAGACAACCUCACUGUCCCGUUAGCAGAACUGGCGGUGGGAGGAGCAUCCAACACCGGGGAUGGCGCAGCGGGCACAGAAAGGAAGGAAGGGGAAGUUGCAGGGCUUGACAUGAAUAUCAGUCAGUUUCUAAAAAGCCUUGGUCUUGAACAUCUUCGAGACAUCUUUGAAACAGAACAGAUUACGCUAGAUGUACUGGCUGAUAUGGGUCAUGAAGAGUUGAAAGAAAUAGGCAUCAAUGCAUAUGGACACCGCCAUAAACUAAUCAAAGGAGUGGAAAGACUCUUAGGUGGACAACAAGGAACCAACCCUUAUUUGACUUUUCACUGUGUUAAUCAGGGAACUAUUUUGUUGGAUCUUGCUCCAGAAGAUAAGGAGUAUCAGUCAGUAGAAGAAGAGAUGCAAAGUACAAUUCGAGAGCACAGAGAUGGUGGUAAUGCCGGCGGUAUCUUCAACAGAUAUAAUGUCAUUCGAAUUCAAAAAGUUGUCAACAAGAAGUUGAGGGAACGGUUCUGUCACAGACAGAAGGAAGUGUCUGAAGAGAAUCAUAACCAUCACAACGAGCGCAUGUUGUUUCACGGUUCUCCUUUCAUUAAUGCCAUCAUUCAUAAAGGGUUUGAUGAGCGCCAUGCAUACAUAGGAGGAAUGUUUGGUGCUGGUAUUUAUUUUGCUGAAAACUCCUCUAAAAGCAACCAGUAUGUUUAUGGGAUUGGAGGAGGAACAGGCUGCCCCACACACAAAGAUCGGUCAUGUUACAUAUGCCACAGACAAAUGCUUUUCUGUAGAGUGACCCUUGGAAAAUCCUUUCUGCAAUUCAGCACCAUGAAAAUGGCUCAUGCCCCUCCAGGACAUCACUCGGUUAUUGGGAGACCAAGUGUGAAUGGGCUGGCGUACGCCGAAUACGUCAUCUACAGGGGAGAACAGGCCUACCCGGAGUAUCUCAUCACCUACCAGAUCAUGAAGCCCGAGGCUCCAUCACAGACUGCCACGGCUGCGGAGCAGAAGACCUAGUGAAUGCCCACUGGUGCAGGCCAGAUCGGAUCUAAACUGGGACUGGAUUGUAAUGGAUUGUUUCCAACAAAGUCAAUAUUCUAUCAAUCCCUGACAGCCUAGAAUAAGCUGUUUGUCUUAUGAAGCAUUGCGAUAGUGAUGAAUAUAGUAUGAGUAACUGAUACAUACUCAACUGCUGCUGUUCCCGUUGAGGAAAUGUUUACAGGGGCGGCCUUUUAAUAUAUCUCAGGCUCACUUUCAUUGCAAUUAUCCAUUUCUAAAUUAAGAUUGCUUUGAUCUAGACUUGGAAAUGGAGACAAAGAAAACAACCAAUACUUUCCCAAAUGUUCACAAUUUACACACUACAUUUGCUUUGCUUUGUUAUAUAUAUGGCACAUGUGUAUAACAAGUAUGCAUACGCCAGCUCAUUUUUAGUUUUUUCUAAACAUGCGUCAUUGGCUUUUUUGUUCUUUGAUAAUGAGCCAGAGAGCCUUCUUGAGGAUACUUUACACAAAGUCACACUGACUAAAAUCAGUAGCAAUGCAGCCCAAGCUUCUGGCUGAGGAACACUAGUUUCCACCUUUUUUUCACUUUGAUUUAUUUUAUAUCUGUACCUCUUAAACACAUAAAUUGAGAUGAAAAGAAAACACGUCAAGUUUCCGUCCUUUUAUUAAUUGGCCAGUCUUACAAGGGAAAGGCACAGACAUCAACCUGACUUAGGAGCUCUCACGGUCAGAGAAGGCGGGUCGGUGAGGGCCCCCUGCUCUCUCCAACACAAGCCUGGGCCGAGGUGGACGGGGCGCCGGAGCCCAGAGGAGCACAGGCAGGGAGAGGUUUGAGUGACGCUGUCGUCAGGCUCAGAGGGGAGACCACGAGGGAGGGCCGCGCAGGAGAAGCCGCGCAGCACGUGCGAGGGGCCUGUGGGUCUGGCCUGUUGCGGCGGAAAAGGACCGCGGGGACUCCUCACAGGACAAAAUUCUCUUCCGUGAUCCGCCCCGCCAGAAUUGUCGCCCCCCAAAUUAGCUGCCUUAUUUCCAAAUUCAGUCAAAUUAGUGUACUUCAUUGAAGUCACAAAAAUUUUACUCUCUCGUUUAGGUUAGAAAGCUAGGCUUUGAAUCCUGUUUAGUAGAUGGAUAGGCACAAAUGCAAGAACUUUCCUGUUUACUCCAGAUUCGGGGUUUAUUUUGAGUGAGGUGCUUCAAAUAGUUUAUGGAGGUCCCUGCACUGAAUUUUUGAACCCUUUCUUCAAACAGUGUAAUAGACAAGGAGAACAAAAACUUGAAACCAAAGCUCUUUCAGUUACUUUUUUAAAUGAAGGGGGAGAAAUACUUUACUGUUACUUCUGAAAUUACUACUUUGUUUUGCUCAUUUUAAUCAACAUUUGCCAAGUGCACAUCAAUACCUGUAAAACAUUACCCAUUACAGUUCUCACGCUUGCCCUUUUCAUCUUAACUGAAUGUCAAAUUGAGUGCGUUGAUUUACUUGGACAUGCUGCGCACCUACUCAGCUUUGAAGCAAAAGUAAUAUGUAGUGUAUAAAAAGAAAACCAGUGUGGCACAGACUUGGCAUUUCAACUUAAAGUCCUGAAAACUAAAGUGUUUUUAAUACAGGCUGAUUAAGCUGUGACUUCAUUUAAUCGCCUAAAUAAAAAUAAAAUAGUUAUCUGCAAAAAUUCUAUAAUAGGCUCUUAAAAUAAUACAUUUUGCUUUCUUUCUGGCUUGAGUCCAUUGCUAGAUCUAGGCAUUGGGAACUAGAUUGAGUUUCAUAGCUGAAUCUUGCAUGGGUCCUCAAAAUUAAAUCAAGAACUAGCCUUCGUUUUCGCUUCUAUUGCAGUUUUAGUGGACUGAGCUGGGUGUUUUUGUCUUGGCUGCUCGUUUAAUAGCACCAGGCUUCCACAUGAAGCUUUGAAGUUUGAUGUUCACUAAGAGGGCUUUUCUCCUUUCCUCCUGUUUUGCUGUGUGUAAUACUGGGCUGAAGGCAUCAACAUUCUGUGUAGUUUUCAGUAGCUGUGAAAGUGUAUGUUACUUGCCUCUCCACUUAGCUAUAGUUUAAAAUGGUGAACACAGCUGUGAUUUUUAGUUAAGUGAAAGAGUAAAUACAGUAUAGAUACCGAAAGCCACUACCCAACUGUGGUCAUGUGUCAUUUCCCUCCUACUAACUAGAUUCAUGGAUGUGCCAGUUUUAAACUUCAGCCUUACACUUGACAAGUUAAACCAUGGUUCAGUAUUGAAAUUGCCAACGUUAUGUAUCGUGCGUUCUGUGUGCCGAGUAAAGGUACUGUGUGAGGAAGACACUUGCGGUGCUUUUUGUCUUGUAAUAAUUCAAGUAUAUAAUAGUUCUUGGGAGAGUGUGUACAUAUUAUUCAUCGGCUAAAGAAAAUGGGUUAAUUGGUAUCUCACAGGAGCCAAAUACAACUUUUCACCCAAAACUUGAAAACCAAAGGUCAUCAUGAGUGCACUCAAAUGAGCAAAAGUUGAUUACGUUUGGAAUUUGCAUCUAUAGCAAUGCGAAAAACCCUCUGGAAUGCAAAAGCAUGGCAUUGAAUUAGGCAGAAAUCCAUGUAAGUUCUCGUAUUUGUACUAUAUAGAAACACAAGCAAGCUGAGGACUUCCAGUAUGGCCUGCCCGGAACUGGCCCCUCUGUUCCCCACACCAAAUGGGACACUGGACACGGCCCCCAGCCUCACCUCAGUACUGCAACCACAAGGCUCCAGGCGGGAUGGGCCCAGUUUAUUAGGUAUUGGCCGGCCUGCCGGCCUGAGUCAGGUGUCAGUUAUGCGCUCUGGACUGGACGCUUUCUCCUCCUUCUACUUGGCCUCCUUCCCGUUUCCCCAGGUUGCCAGCCUGGGCUCAUAAUUAGCUCUGACAUUUACCUUUGACCCCACUCAUUUUCCUCCUUUGUUCAUUUUGAAUCUUGUCCCUGUUUCCGUGUCACAACCAGAACCAGGUACGAGGCCCCCCAUGCUCUGCUCGGAAAGUUGUGCCUCAUCAUCAGCCAAGGGCAGCAUGGGACCCAGAGUUAGAAUUCUGUGAAAAAUGAGAGCCGUACAACCAGGAUUUUUACUUACCUUUUUCUUUGUGGAAUUUGAAAUUUUUAGCUUUUCAAUAAAAUGAGUAGAAUAAACAAUAUUAGGAUGUUUUCACAAAAUAGCAUCCUUGUGCUCAUUUGAGCUUCAUGUUGGUGGCUAGACUAGUUUCCCUUUGCUCUAACAAUAGCAAAGUGCAUUGAUUUACGUAAAUACCUGAAUAUGGCAAAUAAAGUAACAUAGAUCAAUGUUCUGUUAUUACAACCUUUAUACAAAAAAAUGUCAGCGUCCUCUGGAAGAACAGCAUUAGAAUGCAAUAAGCUGUCUAGGUUUUUCUCUCUCAGUGCAUCUCCUAAUUGCACAGUGGCGAUGUUGCCUGCCCUCUUUUUAAUCCAUGCACUCUGGAUUUCUGUAAACUGCCUUUGAAACGGAAAUGGUGUGUAUUUUAAGCACCUUUCCCCCAGUGUGUCCAGACCCCAUGUGCAUGGUAAUCUGUGAUAAACGGCCUUCUUACCGAAAGUGCUUGCGGUGUGCCAGGUGUCUUUUGGGCUAUUAUCUUGCACAGUGAAAAAGAUUUUAGUCAUUCAGGGAACACUAACAACUGACAUUAAUAUAAAGUUUCAUGUGUCAGAAAUUCAUUUCAAGACUAAAACUAAGCUUGUUUGAUGUCAAAUCAGCAACAGAGGAAUGAAAAGAAAGUAAUUAUGAAGAUAAUGUUUGAGCUUCAGUUGGACAUGUCUAGCGUAUGACAAGGAAAUACGUUUUUUUAGAAACCACCCUGGAAGAUGAGCCUUCUUCAGACACUUUUGUGGAUUCUGAAAUUAAUAGACAAUUAAAUAUUCUUAAGAGAGCCUUAACUGUGGCAGAAACUUUUUCACCUUUUAUAUCUUAAUAAGUUGUAAUUCCGUUUCUUAGUGUUUGAAAGGUGUCAGUGAGCCAGUGUAACAUUGUGUACUGCACUUCCUGUCAUGCUGUUUUGAUGGGGGUGCACUUCUUAAGCCUCGCUCCCUUACGCGCCAAGGAGCAGAUCUAAUCAGCCUGCUCCAGUUUCUCUCUGUCUGAAAUUCCCCAGCUACCAGAUCAUCUGGUUUGGAGGAGAAAUGCUAGAAAAAAUGUUAAAGCCUGUUAAGUUUUGUGUAUGUGGGGAGGCAGCAACAGUUCACCAAGUGGUACCCUGUAUAAUUUAAGUGUUGCACAAGCUGUUUUUUAAUCUUUUGAAACUAUAAGCCAUGGUGAUCGGGGAAAGCAGCAGGAAGCAUGCUCCGGGCGCGACAGUUCCUGCGUCUGCCGGAGCGUGCCGCCUGCCUUGAAAUAACAUUCACGCUGCAGAGAGGAUUACAGUUUGGCUCUUCAUCCUUUCACAUUUUCGUUUCUGUUUUACACUUUCCCAUCUCCACACCCACCCUGCCACCCAUCUUUUCAGGCAAAUUUCUUGUUCUCCACAAUUCAGAUUGUUUUGUUAGUUUUUAUCUGCCCAUUUCUGCAGACUCCCCUGAAAAGUGUUCGCAGAGAAAUGCAGUUAAACUCUGACAGUGGGGUGUCCCUUUCACACACACACCCCUGUGCCCCUCCCAAGGUGCAGGAUAAAAAGCUAGAAAACACAACAGUAAAAAUCAGAAAGCAACCAAAGUCUUCGAGGCCGAUAGCCUAGACCUAGAAGAUGAAGACCCUGACUAUAUAACCUUUGUAUUCAUUACACAAAAUACUUAAACUCUUCCUGUGCAUAUAUAAUGCCUGCUUCUGCUUCCAUUGUUUCAAGUUCAUCCUGUCUUUGUGAUAGUAGUGUUUGUCUUUGAUACCUACAAACUAAAAAGGUACUUUUAUCAACAAGGUUUCUCAAAAACAUUUACAAAACCAGCUUGGAGGAAAUCUAAAAUGUUUCCUAGCAACAGCAUUUGGCAUAGUCCUUGUACUUUUUCAACGUGUUGUUGGUCUGUGUAGUAACCAGUGUGGUGACUCUGGUUCAUUAUUAGUGUUGUUUUGGUUUUUUUUUAAACUUUAGUCUCUGUUUGACCCACCAGUGGCAGGAGGUUUCAGUCCCCUCCUUUUUCUUUUCUGCAUUUGUCUGUUUGUAGGAUUGCCAGAUAGAAUACAAGACACCCAGUUAAAUUUGAAUUUUAGGUAUAACUAGUUUUCUAGCUUAACCAUGUUUCGUACAUUACCUGCCAUAUAGUUACAAUAAAAAAAUUCCUAUUUAUUUGAACUUCAAAUUUGGCUGAGCAUCCUGGCUUUUUUGCUUUGUUUUAUUUUAUUUGACUGAAUCUGGCAACCCUAUCAGUUCGGUCAUGGGAAAUCGCUGACAGCAUGUAAAUUCUUUGCGUCUUCACUGUCUUUCCUGUGGUAUGGAAGACCUUUUUCUCCACCACCCUCUACUUUCCAAAAGAGGACAUCGAGGAACUUAACCUGCCUGCACGGUGGGCUCCUAUUUAAGGCAUCUUUAUGAUUAUAUUUAACCUGUAAUUGUGCUUUGGCUAAAUGUCUAACUUACAGUACUU
This is a messenger RNA of Pteronotus mesoamericanus, 9505 nucleotides long. It is a transcript of the gene TNKS, whose product is annotated as tankyrase. The transcript has 27 exons. Gene Ontology annotation, biological process: protein localization to ciliary inversin compartment. The record is from RefSeq and is a predicted model, not a curated record. NCBI's taxonomy places the organism in Eukaryota, Metazoa, Chordata, Mammalia, Chiroptera, Mormoopidae. The coding region runs from base 23 to 4006 and encodes 1327 amino acids. Gene Ontology annotation, cellular component: ciliary inversin compartment. Gene Ontology annotation, molecular function: protein binding; NAD+ poly-ADP-ribosyltransferase activity.